Molecule: messenger RNA, 918 nt
Organism: Uncinocarpus reesii 1704
Lineage: Eukaryota; Fungi; Ascomycota; Eurotiomycetes; Onygenales; Onygenaceae
Exons: 2
Coding region: 1-918 (305 amino acids)
Source: RefSeq, a predicted model, not a curated record
AUGGGGCUUUUCAGCGUGAUGGAACUCGCAGAGAAGCUUUCCAGUGGUUUGAGUACACAAAAUGUGAUACUCGCGGGCAUCGCAGUCCUUCUCGCAAUUAACCUAAAGGGCCUCCCUUGUGUCUGGCAUAUCCGAUUAUUCAGAGGCCUCGCGACACAACUGUUCCUCGAAAAUCCCGGUAAAAAAUUGGUGGGAAUUAAUGGCUCCGCGCCCCGUCUCUUUUCGUAUCUAGUGACCACUCACCGCAAUCCGCCCAUUGAAUGCGACUACAACAUGCACAAAUCCAAUAGUACUUUCUUUUCCGAUUUGGAUAUCAAUCGCUCUCAGUUGCUCGUCGCGCUAUUUAACGGAAUUCCGCGCUGGUCGCCCACACCUGGAGGAAAGGAAAAACGCCUCAUGGUUGCCCUUGGAGGGACGUCUUGCGUGUUUAAGCGCGAGAUCAAACCGUUUCAAGCUUAUGAAGUAUGGUCACGGGUGCUGACGUGGGAUGAGAAAUGGUUGUAUAUUGUCAGCUAUUUUGUCAAGAAGGGAACCGGGAAAUCCGUUUUGAAAGCCGUCGAAGAGAAGGAAAAAGGUCAAGGUCAAAAUGCUGGGUUUGAUUCAAGCAAGGCAAUCUUGGCGUCAUCCGUGUCGCGCUACGUCUUCAAAUACGGGAGGAUGACUGUGCCGCCGGAGAGCGUGUUAACGAAGACUGGUUUGUAUCCGGAUAUUAGUUCAUCAGAGGAGCCGGACAAGGAAGACGGUUCGCACACCAAGACGGCUACUGCAAAGGAAAAGAAGUCAUGGGAUCUAAACAUGUUCGAGGCUCAGAAAGUGCGCGGAUUGGAAGCAGCGAUGUUAUUUCAGGGAUCGGAUGCUGUUGGUUCGCAUUUUGAGGAGAUGGCAGUUUCAGUCCUUGGAAAGUAUGCGGAUAUAUGA